This is a messenger RNA of Porites evermanni, 1870 nucleotides long. Lineage: Eukaryota; Metazoa; Cnidaria; Anthozoa; Scleractinia; Poritidae. The record is from the annotation of a GenBank genome assembly.
AUGUAUAGGCGACAGGUGCAUCUCCGGUACAACAUGGCCUGCUGCGACGUUUGCGAUAAAAUAAUGGAAUGUUUUACAAAUGGAUACCAAGCACUCACCAAUCUGGAAUCCAACGAAAAUCUGUCGUACGAAGGAAUAAAAGAAGAUCUCGACAACAUUAGUUCUGACUGGGAAGAUCUCGAAAAAGAGACGUUGUCCACAUUAAAAGAAACCAUGGAAUGUUUCACUCAGUUCACGGAAAAUGAACCGAAAGAAUCAGAAGUUGAGACAAUUUUGACAAUAACCAAGCUGCUUGAAGAGAAAUUUCGCACUCUGUUGACAAGGUAAGGACACCAGCCAUGCGGUAUUAACUUUAAAGAAGACUUUCAAUGCCCCACCUGUUGACUGGAAGCUUAUCUGUACACGAGUAAUUAGGAAGUCACAGAUUUUAUUAGACUUUCAUAUUUUCAGAGGUGCUGUUAUAUAAGCUGAAGACGAAAAAGUCGAAAAUUAAUAAUCGUCAAAAAAUCUUAACAGCUGUGGAUUACUGACCAAGAAUGUUUAAAAUCCGGUUAAACUACACUGAAAGGUGUUUCGAUGAUAAAGUUAUACAACAACUUACGGGGUAAUUUUAAUCAUUUGCCAAUUAGUUUUUACGCAUACGUAACCCUACUCGAAUAAUAAAAUUUCUGUGCAGUUGGUUUAAAUUUUUCUAACUUUUCUCACCAGUGGUUCCUAGUCUGACCUGAUGACUUGCCAAUAUGCGUUGUCAGUCAAUUAAGUAAAGUUUUGUUCCAGAUAAAGGUUCCCAGCCAACAAAAAUUUAGCCUUUCAGAGUGUAACCAAAUUUGUAUGAUAUAAUCAGUUCUCUGUAGCUUUUAUUCUUCACUCCAUGAAAGCAUAUUUCUUCACAUGUUCAUAUUUUAGAAUUCUGUACUCUGGUCUACACUUAAAGGAUUCAUCGACAUCAAUUCGCGUAAAAAUUCGAUGAUCUACACUCAAUCUACACACUUGAUCAGAUCCACGACUCCAAACGACUACACAGUUCUAAGACUCUCGUACAAAGCUCAGUUUUCAGAUCACGUGACGAGUUUUCCCGCCACAAUGACGCAAUAAUUUCUAACACAGAGAAUGAAACAUCGAAAAAUUAGUAAACGAUGACUCAUCUGACUCCAUUCUCGGCCAUUCGAUUUGCUCCAUGUCAGUCUAUGAUCGAGGAACAAUUUGUCCGAAUGUGUCCACUAAUAAGUAAUAUUAGUAAAAUCCAACUACUGGUCUAUUAUGAAUGCUGCGUUCUGAUUGGUUGAGCUACUACUAGCUAUAUGUUACAGCCCACUAGUAGCGAAAAGCGCCGGCUUUUUGGCGGCAAAAAAGGAUUAAAGUCUAGCUUUAAGUAGUUAAAACGUUUUUAUUCUCGGUAUUUUUGACCAACUAGUUGGAUUUUACUAAAACAAUUAUUCCUCUCGCCCUUAUGGCCUCUGAGUUAAUAUUGAGCCCAUUCGGCCUUCGGCCUCAUGGGCUAUUGGCUCAAAGCCCAUUUGGGCUCUUUCAGGCAUAAAAAGAUUGGAGCGCGAGCAAAUAUAUAUCCUAGUCUUGUUGAAGAAUACUCCGAGACAAUAAAAAACAACACGGAAGACGAGCCUGGAUUUUGUCGAUACUCUUAGGACUAAUCCUUGGUGGAGUCAUAGCGUGGAUGGCAUGGAACAGCCAGAUUCUUCCUGCAGUUUUUGGUGUUCUGAUCGGGGGAGGUGCAUUAUUGAUAAUUGGCGGGUUGGUUUACUUCAUUUUUGCUGCUGUCGCCGAAAGGCGGGUCAGGAAAUGGAAACAACUACAGCAAGGAGUGUCGCACUUGCAAGAUACGGCUAAAUUUAUCCUCAGGAAAGCUCAGGAA